This is a messenger RNA of Rhinichthys klamathensis goyatoka, 4315 nucleotides long. RefSeq names its product solute carrier family 6 member 17 (gene slc6a17). Gene Ontology annotation, biological process: sodium ion transmembrane transport; L-leucine transport; alanine transport. The record is from RefSeq and is a predicted model, not a curated record. Lineage: Eukaryota; Metazoa; Chordata; Actinopteri; Cypriniformes; Leuciscidae. The transcript has 12 exons. Gene Ontology annotation, cellular component: synaptic vesicle; plasma membrane. Bases 505 to 2691 code for a protein of 728 amino acids.
AUAUAGUAAUUUGCUCUCUGCCAAUCGUGUAAGGAGAAAUAAAUUGUGCUUUGAAUUUUAACCACUGGAGGACAAAACAAGGAGUGGGUUGGUUAGAAGUGUUGUCGCGGACAACACCCACAGAUGUGUCAGCGUGACCCCAAAGUUACUAUUUUGGGCUGAAGAGAAUACACAAUAGUGCGCGGUGGGUUUUUGCGUCAGGCGGCGCGCUCGGUCACUUACUCUGCGCAUUUCUGGACAGGUUCAGUCGUGAGCGCGGAAACGGCACACCAGCGAGGAUUCUUUCUGUGGGAGCCAUCAAAUUGAUCCUUCUUCGGGUUAUUGUCACUCAUUGAGACCUCUAUGAAAACACUCGCAUCUGAUUCUCACUCUUCGACAUCCAGAGCACAAACCUUCAUUCUCCACACCUGUAUCAAGCAAAAAGGGCAGUUAUUGUGACCUCCAUUCUGCCCUGCUCUUCUUUCACACCUUUAAUCGUUGGGAUCACCACGACACGGCGCAGCCAUGCCCAAGAGCAGUAAAGUGACUCAGCGCGAGCACAGUAAUGAGCAUGUCACAGAGUCUGUGGCCGACCUCCUGGCGCUGGAGGCUCCCAUGGACUACAAGAGCAGCCAGAUGAGCAUGGCAGGUGGGGGCCCUCCGCCCAUAGGCAAACCAGACAUCUCCCCCGACCUGGAAGACGGGCGACCUGCCUGGAACAGUAAGCUGCAGUACAUCUUGGCCCAGGUGGGCUUCUCGGUGGGCCUGGGUAACGUGUGGCGUUUCCCUUAUCUUUGCCAGAAGAACGGAGGAGGUGCUUACCUUGUUCCAUACUUCAUCCUUCUUAUCCUUAUUGGCAUCCCACUCUUUUUCUUGGAGCUGGCGGUUGGCCAAAGGAUUCGUCGAGGGAGCAUUGGAGUGUGGAAUUAUGUUUGUCCACGACUUGGUGGCAUUGGAGUGUCCAGCCUGAUGGUGUGUGGUUUUGUGGGUCUGUACUAUAAUGUGAUUAUAGGCUGGAGCAUCUUCUACUUUUUCCAGUCGUUUCAAUAUCCUCUGCCUUGGAGCGCCUGUCCCAUCAGGAAGAACGGCACUCAAUCCUUUGUGGAGCCUGAGUGUGAGAAGAGCUCAGCAACCACGUACUACUGGUACCGCGAGACCCUGGACAUCACCAGCUCGAUCGCAGACAGCGGCGGUCUGAACUGGAGGAUGACUUUGUCACUGCUGGCUGCCUGGAUAAUUGUCUGUCUGGCUGUAAUAAGGGGCAUUCAGUCUUCUGGGAGGGUGAUGUACUUCAGCUCACUCUUUCCGUACUUGGUGCUCUUCUGCUUCCUGGUGAGAGGGAUGUUUCUUAAAGGAGCAGUAGAUGGCAUUGCUCACAUGUUUACACCCAAGCUGGAGAUCAUGUUGGAGCCGCAGGUGUGGCGUGAAGCUGCCACUCAAGUCUUCUUUGCUCUUGGUCUGGGUUUCGGAGGUGUCAUCGCUUUUUCCAGUUACAACAAGAGAGACAACAACUGUCAUUUUGAUGCCGUGCUUGUCUCCUUCAUCAACUUCAUGACCUCUAUACUGGCCACACUCGUAGUGUUUGCUGUGCUGGGCUUCAAAGCCAACAUCAUGAACGAGAAAUGUGUUGUGGAGAAUGCUGAAAAGAUUCUAGGGUACUUGAACUCAAAUGUGCUGAGUCAGGAUCUCAUCCCCCCUCACGUCAACUUUUCCCACCUCACCACGUCGGACUAUGCGGAGAUGUACGGCGUAAUAAAGAUUGUGAAAGAGGACAGUUUUGCGCAGCUGGGGCUGGAGCCGUGUCUGCUGGAGGAUGAGCUCAAUAAGGCUGUUCAAGGCACUGGUCUGGCUUUUAUUGCCUUCACAGAGGCUAUGACCCAUUUUCCAGGCUCUCCCUUCUGGUCUGUCAUGUUUUUCUUCAUGUUGAUAAACCUGGGCUUGGGCAGCAUGAUUGGCACCAUGACUGGCAUAACCACACCCAUUCUGGAUACCUUCAAAAUUCGCAAAGAGGUGCUCACAGUGGGCUGUUGUAUUGUGGCCUUUUUGUGCGGCUUGCUGUUUGUCCAGCGUUCAGGGAACUACUUUGUCACCAUGUUUGAUGACUACUCUGCUGGUUUGCCCCUCACUAUUGUGGUGAUCCUGGAGAAUAUAUCUGUUGCCUGGGUCUAUGGCACAAAAAGGUUCAUGCAGGAUCUGGAGGACAUGCUGGGUUUCAGACCGUGCAUUGUUUACUUCUACCUGUGGAAGUAUGUGUCUCCAGUGUGUCUGAUCAUACUGAUUUCUGCCAGUGUUGUAGAGAUGGCCAUCAACCCUCCAGGAUACAAUGCAUGGGUGCAAGACCUGGCCAUGGAGAGGUUCCAGAGUUAUCCUCCUUGGGCAUUAGUCAUGUGUUUUGCUCUGAUCAUUGUGGCCAUGCUUCCUCUUCCAUUGGUCUUCAUUGCCCGUCACUUUAACUGGCUCCCAGACGGCUCCAACAAGCUGUCUGUCUCCUACCGCAAGAGCCUGGCAAAGGAGGCUUCCACCCUAGAAGAUGAGACGAGGUUUAUCCUCGGGAAGAAUCCCAGCGAAGCCCCUUCUCCCAUGCCCAGCCAUCGGGCCUAUCUGGGCCCUGGCAGCACAUCUCCUGUGGAGCUCAUCACCAACUCUACCUCCAUCAGCGGCUAUGGCAGCGGUUACCAGACCAACCCUGCCCCUCCCAAAUCUGAGUCAUGAUCCUCCAACCCACCACCCAGAGACUGAGAUGGAACGAGAAAGAAGAUUCUGAACAGAUGAGAAGGUCCUAGUGUUGGUCACACCUUAACCCAAGCCAUUCAGAGGAGCAGGACCACAAGAAAACUAACAGAAAGACAGAGAUCCUUCCAUAUUCCCCGACUAGACAGCUUCCCUGGGCCCAAUUAUUCAUACGGACUACAGAUGUUGGUCUGAAGGUGAAAGAGAGCCUGGAGCUUUCAGAUCAGUGUGUAAGGUGGCUUAUUUGGUAAGUUAUUUUUGCAUAUAGAUAAAUAAUGUCAACUCUAAGAAGGUAAUGAAAACAUUCAAGCUGCAGGUUUGGUCUCUGUCACUGGUUUGGGGCCAUAGGGGUGUAGCACAUCCCUCUCUGUGAGUGCUGUAGUAAUAGUUGUUGUUUAGGUUAAGGUGUUACCAAUGCUGCUGAACUCCAGACAUCUUACAAAAUGCACAAGAUAAAAGAUGCCAUGCAAGGAAUUUAAUUUAAUUUAAUUAAACCCACCUUUAGAGCUCAUAAAGAUAGACGACUCAGAGGGACUCAGAGAAACUAAAGCUUUCACUUAUUAUAAUGAGUCCUCUAGUCUAGUGGAUAUUAUGUAAGUGUCACUGUUAAAUACAGACCACCUGACAGUAGAGUGAAUCGAUAGCUCGAUUUCUGUUACAGACUGAAGUACAUGUUCAUUUGAUAAGUGUUCUUGGUUAUAGACUGCACAUCAACAGUCUGUCAUGUCCACAUCUCAGCACAGGAGGGCGACAUAUGUAUUCAUACAACAAACGUACUGUAGUUUCAGUGCAGUAUCAAAUAUAUACAGUAUCAGUGUCAGGUUCAGGCUGUUUUUGCAACUGGAUUUAUCUGAUUUAAGUUUCAUUUUUGGAAAGUCUUAUCUAGAUGUUUUUAUUUUUUUUUAUAAUCUUAACAAAUAUGACUGCCUAGAGGUGACUUUCACACAGCACAAGGAAUGACAUUUUUCAUGAUGCAAUAAGGGAUAUGGUUUGAGCCAUGUAACUCCACCAAGCACAAAAACUAUAACUUUAAAAUUACAAAUAAACUGAACAUCAACAAAUAUUUAAUUUCCAUGUCUGCAAUGGCAAUAAUAUAAAUGAAAUGAGUGGCAUUAGCUGCCAUUGUGAGCUUUACUCUGCGCCACAGUUCUAAACCAGUGGAGAAAUCUGCAUUAGCUGGACUGUGUUUUUACUGAAAGUUACCAUGCUUGGUGGAGACUAACCUAUAUGACAGAAUUAUUUAUAAUUAUUCUAAGUGAAGACAAUAAGUUCCAAAUGGGGAAUGGUACUGAAAUCUACUGUAUGUUUUUAAACUUCAAACCACAAAACAUGUAAAUGGUUAUUAAGUUGUGUUUGCUUAUGAUUUACAGAUGCCAAUCUCAGAUUAUUUACUUUAGUGAGUUUACUGCACAGAGAAGUGUUUGGCCCUUGUUUAACACUGCCUGAUUUCAAACUUGCUGUUCUGGGGCCAUAUUACAGACACAUAUUCUCGUCAUGGCCACUAAACAGAUAAGAUAUGAUUGUAGAGUUGGGAUUUUUCUACAAUACGGCUGAUCUGGAAUAUGUGUAAAAUACAUAAUGAGGUCAUCUGUGUGGAUUUCAAUCU